This is a messenger RNA of Oncorhynchus kisutch (coho salmon), 3793 nucleotides long. RefSeq names its product clavesin-1-like. Bases 816 to 1805 code for a protein of 329 amino acids. The record is from RefSeq and is a predicted model, not a curated record. Gene Ontology annotation, biological process: lysosome organization. Gene Ontology annotation, molecular function: phosphatidylinositol bisphosphate binding. The transcript is spliced from 6 exons. Lineage: Eukaryota; Metazoa; Chordata; Actinopteri; Salmoniformes; Salmonidae. Gene Ontology annotation, cellular component: trans-Golgi network; clathrin-coated vesicle; endosome.
ACUGUGCUUGAACUGGACAUGGGAUGCGAUGCGCACGUCCUUCAGAAACCAUAUUCUAACCAACUGGGCGCAAUUGCCGCGAACGGAACUGAUGGAGACUACGUACAUGUUUUAUUGGAGACUUGCAAAGACCAAUUGGAUGAGAAUAGCCUAUGGUUUACGUCGUGAGAAUGGUGUGAUACUUUGCGGCACACGGAAUUGAGCACCGCGGGUGAUUCUCCACCUCUGUGAGUCUCCAUCACUAUAUGUUCUCAGUUUGUCUCGUAUUCGUCCUCCAGGCAGAGUGCGUACAACCCUCACCGAAGCAGACACAGCCGCGCAUGGCCGCCAAUCUGUUCCGUUUAUGGGGCACAGCAUCCUUUCAGGCAGCCUACACCAUAGAAUACAUUCAGACAACGCAGUCCUUUAGGCUACAGAAUUUCAAAUAUUUUUUUACUUGAUAGCCUUUCAAGGAAAUAUUAUAAUUUUCUUUAUUUACGUUUUCCUUGCCAACGGGAUAAAAAUAGGCUAUAUAUUAUUUAUUGAAACUCCUUUAUGGCCAGUAUUUAUAAAUAUCAAUGGAAUGAUACGUCUGCUGUGCAGUCCUGCGCUUCAUCGGAUACCUGGCUGGUUUUACAGGGCGUGGUGUUCAUGCUAAACACUACAGGUGACACAGCUCAGGAGGCGGUGUACUGGAGAGACGCGUGUGCCGGUGAGACACCACCAAAAAUGUACAGAACAGAAAUCAAGACUGUUUACUAAGGAGAUCUCUACAAUAAUAUUUAGCCAAAAUCCAGAUAUAGAGAGAGUGUGAACUUGACUAAAGCCAAAAAAACAUGACUCACUUGCAAGCGGGCCUGAGCUCCGAGACCACAGAGAAAGCUCGUCAGGAGCUCAACGAGAACCCUGACACCCUCCAUGCGGACAUCCAGCAGGUGCGCGACAUGAUCGUGACACGGCCCGACAUCGGCUUCCUGCGCACGGACGACGACUUCAUCCUGAGGUUUCUGCGGGCGCGCAAGUUCAACCAGGCAGAGACCUUCCGGCUCCUGGCCCAGUAUUUUCAAUUCCGCCAGCAGAACCUGGACAUGUUCCAGAGCUUCAAGGUGGACGACCCGGGGAUCAAGAGGGCUCUAAUGGACGGCUUCCCAGGUGUCCUGGAGACUCCGGAUCAGCAUGGCCGGAAGAUACUCAUCCUAUUUGCUUCCAACUGGGACCAGGGAAGGAGCUCUUUCACAGACAUCCUCCGAGCCAUCCUCCUCUCCCUGGAGGUUCUCAUAGAGAACCAAGAACUCCAGAUCAAUGGCUUCAUCUUGAUCAUUGACUGGAGUAACUUCUCCUUCAAGCAGGCAUCCAAGCUCACGCCCAACAUUCUCAAACUGGCAAUCGAAGGCCUGCAGGACAGCUUCCCUGCUCGCUUCGGUGGGAUCCAUUUUGUGAACCAGCCCUGGUAUAUCCAUGCCAUGUACACCAUCAUCAAGCCUUUCCUCAAGGACAAGACUAGGAAAAGGAUUUUCCUCCACGGGAACAACCUCAACAGUUUACACCAGCUUAUCCUACCCGAUUGUCUGCCGUCCGAGUUUGGUGGCACGCUGCCGCCCUAUGACAUGGGCAUCUGGGCACGGACCCUCUUAGGGCCCAACUACAACGACGAGACGGAGUACACACUCACCUACGACGCCCUCCAUGUCAAAGGGAGCUAUGGUGGCGGAGAUAAGGAAUGUGCCAACAAACUUCUGAAAAGGUCCGAGUCAGCCGUGGAGCCGGGUACCCUACGGCAAGCUGACAGGGACAACACGGCACAGCCACUCCUGGCUCUGGACUGAUCACUCCGAUCCGUCCACAUUGUAUCCAAAGCACUCUAAUUUGGAUUCCAACCCCACUGACUCCAAAACCCUAAACUGAACUUUGAGAAAGUCAAAAACGCAGGCACGAACCCAAAAUAGAGACUAAACCCUUGUUCACAUGGAGCUACUGUACUGAAAACCUCAUCUCUUGACUGUGAGCCAGUGCCAGUUUCAAAAGCUGUGCCAUCCACUUUCACUGGCAAAACUAUAGGUCACCAGCCAUCCAAAUCAAUGCCGAUAGGAGUAGAAUGAUUAAACUAAUGUUUGUUUUAACAGUACCACUAGGAAAGACUGACUGGCCGAGUUAAAUGUCCAAAAGCCCCGCAAACAGAAUGCCAAACUACUGUAUCUUACUGUUUUAGGGGCUGUCAUUUCUAUGAAAGUCAAUAUAUUUCAAGAUUGUAUAUUUAUCAGGGCUACUGCACUAUCAGUGUGACCUCCAUCGAACCAAAAUGUAUUUAAGUCAACUUUAAAAGAAUGUAUAGGAAAUGUAUUUUAAGUUAUGUGUUGUGUUCAUUACGUGUGUGUGUGUUCAGGUUUUGUCAUCGAAAAUCACACAGCGGAGUAUAAUUUCAAAUGAGAUGAAUCACAUUAUUGUUACACUACAUAAAUUAAGCUACCUAUGUAAAUAAACACAACUUUCUGUUUAUGUUUAGAUCACUUGACACCAUUUUGACCUCAUUUUUCAUUUACUGAAAAGAAGCUAUUUAGUUUACAAUUAUUCAGUGCAACUAAUUACAACAUACAAAAUAGAAUUGAAAGAUGCAUUACUUACUUGGCAGGCCAAGUUACAACAGAUGGAACAGUUCAGUGAUUUCAACACUACAAAAAGUGAUAGAUUCAUAACAGAGUACCACAAAAGGUGAAAUAAUUCUCAAACCAUGUGGCUUUUGUGAACGUGCUUGAUUUACAACCCCAUUGUAACUAAGAAACUAUUUUGAAGCCAGGAGGAUAACUUGAAUGUGUUAUCACAGCCCAAACAGAACCCCAAGACACCCAUGUCCAUGACAGACAGCCACGCUUGGGUGAAAAGUUCAUCCUUUUUUGGGCAGACAGGAUGACAUCCAAUAGUCCUAACAAAUGACUCCGACCCAUGGCAUUAUGAUAUGUUUACAUACUCCUCUGAAGUAGGAAAUGUGGGGUACAUUGAUGUUACCCCAGUUUCCCACUCGUAUUUCCUACCCGUAAGAUCAGUAUGAGCGGUUUUGGACAUCUGAAACAGGUAGUUAUGAUGAGUCGGGCUUGCCAGGAAUUUCUUAGUCCUGAGUUUUUGAUUAUUCUGAUAGCACAUGAACUCAGCAGAAUCCCACUGGACUGAUUUGGACAUGAUUUCAUUGCUGCGAUGAAGCGGAUUACCAACGCACAUAGAGAGUGAUUAAAUAACAACAUCUAGAAGAAUAUGCUUCGGCAUUUCUUUUUCCUUUUGAAAAUCAACAUUGGUCAAGCAAAGACCCCUUCUAGUCAGCUUUGCUAUACCUGGAAUGCAGCAGACCUGGGUGAAAUGCUUUCUAAUACUCAAGUAUAGCCUAUGUAGUGCACUUUAUUUAGCUCAGACUUCUCCUCUUAGGGACUAUUCCAUUGUACAAGGCAAACUAAAUUAAGCGCAUUUGAAGUAUUGGGAAGUAUUUGAAAUAUGUUUUUGACCCAGGUUUGGAAUGCAGUGUGACAAGACUGGUGUACAUUCAACAUGCUCCUGCCUAACUUUUACACAGGUAAAUUAGCAUUUUAUAAAACAUUCAAAUGUUAUGCAUGUACAAAAUAUAUGCCUUCAGUCAAAAUGUUCAUAUUUGAUACAUUUAAGAAUGUAAAUACAUGAGUUUGGCAGGACUUUAAAUGACAAAGACAAGCCUGUUGAGUAUAAUGAGCUGUGUGUGCUCCCAGGUCAAGGCACAGUUGAAAAUAUGUCAGCGUACAAAAAUAUGUUUUUUUACAAUAUUAAUUCUGCAAUAAAAACAUUCUUGGCAUUG